UAAUGGAAUUCUCUGACUCUACACGCAAGAGAAAAACGUACAGGAUAAAUGUUGAACGCUGGAGAGAAAGGAAGCCUUCCAAGAAAGGCAUCUAUGUGUCGCCAAUAAAGAAAGGUUUCCCAUUCCAGAAAACCAAAGUGGCUGCAGUCAAAGGAGGCAAAAGGGCUUUAAAGGGACCAAAGACAGUGACGGACACCAGCUCGACUGGACCCAUGUCAGAUAAGAAACCUUUAAGGAACACUGACAUCCCUAACAAACCUGGGAGUACAACAAGGUCUGUAAAUAAGAACUAUGGACCAUGCUGGCAAGGAGCAGACCCCUCCCAAAAAAAAUCAGCAGUUAGACUACAAAGGCCUCCACAGGUCACAAAACGUAGCAAAAUGACUGCUGUUCUCCAUCCGCACCACUGGCUUGGCUGUGAUGAAAUAGAUUUCGCAUCAUACUUGCUUGCAAGCGAGUACCCUCACAUUCAUGGCUUUCAGUCAAGUGUUUUAUUUAGUGUUUUACAUGAUGGAGGGAUUGUGGGUACUCCAAGCAGCCCAUUUGUACAAAUUUUACACACUGGGGGCAACCACUGGGUAACUGCUAGCAACCUGUUUUGCAGGGACAAUCAGGUUUGCAUUUAUGACAGUCUUUCGACAAUGCUGAACAACAAAGACAAACAAAUUUUGUCAUGGUUACUUAGGCCAAUGGAAGACCAAUUUACAAUUAUUCUUCCUGCUGUCCAACAUCAGUCAAAUUCUAGCAACUGUGGUUUGUUUGCAUUUGCAUUUGCAUUGUGCUGCAACCUUAGGCCAGAAAACUGCUAGUUCCGCGAGGGCCGGUUGAGGACAGAACUUCUAACUUCCUUCAGGAAAGGUCAAAUACAUUUUAAAACAGAGCCAAGAGUUAGCGUUGCAAAUUGAGGACAAACACAUGUGAAUGUGUACUGCAUAUGCAGGACUGCACACUGCAGGGAAGUAAUGGUUGAAUGUUCUUCGUGCAAGGGCUGGUAUCAUCCUAACUGUGUGAAGAUACCCCAAAAUGCCAUUACUGGGGAUGAUGACUGGAAAUGCCACAAUUGUACUGGCUAAAUCUAAAAAAAAACGUGUAUUCCUAAAUCC
Rhinichthys klamathensis goyatoka is the source of this 1103-nucleotide messenger RNA. RefSeq lists its product as uncharacterized. Bases 3 to 809 code for a protein of 268 amino acids. Gene Ontology annotation, biological process: proteolysis. NCBI's taxonomy places the organism in Eukaryota, Metazoa, Chordata, Actinopteri, Cypriniformes, Leuciscidae. The transcript has 4 exons. The record is from RefSeq and is a predicted model, not a curated record. Gene Ontology annotation, molecular function: cysteine-type peptidase activity.